CUUACUGUGGCUGAAUAAGGGGCAGCUCUCACAGUCACAAUGCUCCCGGGUCACAGAGGUGCCGCCCCGGGCCAGCCUCUGCCUGGAAAGUCGCUCUGGGAACAUCUGGUGGGUACUGCGGGUCUUACUCCCGGCCCUAUGGCCUAUAGAACCUCAUCCCUGGGGGAAGGUUGGGCUGGACAUAAUCAUUCCCUAUGACAUCAGCCCCAUGGAUGAGGUAGCAUGGAUACACAGACAUCCCAAGGCCGAGGACUUAAGGGUUGGACUCAUCAGCUGGGCAGGAACCUACCUCACCUUUGAGACUUACAAGAGUAUAGUCACCACUACUGCAAAGAGUUUGGGCAGAAGACAGACCUGGGAGCUCCUGGUGAGUAAUGAGCACGAGACACAGGCCGUGGUGCGUCUGAGGAGCCUGCAGGGCCUCUACCUACUGUGUGAGGGGGAUGGCACCGUGUGCUACGGCCGGCCGAGGACCAGCCACCACGGGUGUUUCCUGCUCCGUUUCCACCAGAACUGCAAGUGGACUCUCCAGUGCCUAAUCUCUGGCCGCUAUCUGGAGUCCAAUGGCGAGGAUGUGUUCUGCAACUCACGGGUCCUCUCAGCUUACCACAUGUGGACCCCUCGACUGGCCCUGCACGUCCACGUGAUCCUCUACAGCCCCAUCCACCGCUGCUAUGCCCGGGCCGACCUCACUAUGGGCCGCAUCUGGGUGGACGCGGCUGUCCCCUGCCUGGAGGAAUGUGGCUUCCUGUUGCAUCUCCGAGAUGAAUGCUACCACCUGGAGACCUCCACACACCACUUCUUGUCCCAUGUAGACCGGCUGGUCUCCCAACCAUCCUCCCAGACAGCUUUCCACAUGCAAGUACGGCCUGGAGGGCUUGUGGCUCUGUGUGACGGAGAGGGAGGCAUGUUAUAUCCACAAGGCACACAUCGGCUCCUGGGCCUGGGCUCCAAUCCCGUGAGAGGCGAGGAGUGGUUCAUCCUACGGCACUGCCCCACCUGGGUCAGCCUCAGGUCAAAGAUGCGGAGGUUCAUCUCAGUCGUCUACGAUACUGAGGUGUAUGCUGCCUCUGAGCGCCUAACUCCAAUGUCCUUGUUCCAGUUUGAAUGCGACAGUGAGAGCCACACCUUGCAGCUUCGUUCAACCAAUGGCCACUACCUAGCCCAGAGGCACCACAGGACAGUGAUGGCUGAUGGGCACCCCAUGGAGUCUGACACCCUCUUCCGUGUGCACUGGAAUUGUGGUAGGAUCAGCCUUCAGUCCUCCCAUGGGCGCUUCCUGACCAUUGCAGCCAAUGGCCUGCUGAUGGCCAAUGCCAGCCUUCCAGGCCCAAAUGAGGAGUUUGGGAUUCGGCUAGCCAACCGCCCCUUCCUUGUAUUGCGAGGUCGCUAUGGGUACGUGGGCUCCUCCUCAGAUCAUGACCUCAUACGAUGCAAUCUGGAUCAGCCCGACUGCAUUCACCUGCUGCCUUGCCACCAGGGCAUCUACCACUUCCAGGCACAGGGUGGAUCCUUCUGGUCAAUAUCAUCCUUUGGCACCUUUCGCCCUUGGGGAAAGUUUGCCCUCAACUUUUGUAUAGAGCUUCAGGGAAGCAACUUGCUCACCGUGCUGGCGCCCAAUGGCUUCUACAUGCGAGCUGACCGAAGCGGCACUCUUUUGGCAGACAGCGAAGGAAUUACCAAAGAGUGUAUCUGGGAAUUUUAGGUCAAUGGGAUGCCACCUACCAAAACCCAAAUUCUCCAGGGAAAACUACUGCACUAAACAACAGGAACCCCAGAGUCAAGAUCCAAGAAAAGAAUAUGUUACACAAUUCUUCCUACCCAGUUUAGUAAAACACCUGUUUCAAACAACAAUACUUGAAACAAUACAGGCCACCCCCAA
Molecule: messenger RNA, 1882 nt
Organism: Carlito syrichta (Philippine tarsier)
Lineage: Eukaryota; Metazoa; Chordata; Mammalia; Primates; Tarsiidae
Gene: FSCN3
Product: fascin actin-bundling protein 3
Exons: 7
Coding region: 209-1705 (498 amino acids)
Biological process (GO): cell migration; actin filament bundle assembly; establishment or maintenance of cell polarity
Cellular component (GO): growth cone; ruffle; actin cytoskeleton
Molecular function (GO): actin filament binding; protein-macromolecule adaptor activity
Source: RefSeq, a predicted model, not a curated record